Molecule: messenger RNA, 2759 nt
Organism: Vigna unguiculata (cowpea)
Lineage: Eukaryota; Viridiplantae; Streptophyta; Magnoliopsida; Fabales; Fabaceae
Product: eukaryotic translation initiation factor-like
Cellular component (GO): eukaryotic translation initiation factor 4F complex
Molecular function (GO): translation initiation factor activity; mRNA binding; protein binding
Source: RefSeq, a predicted model, not a curated record
GCACUGUAGUGUGGUUUAAGGGUUUUAUUUGUUUCUCGUCGCCCGUACUGUUUCUCUUUCUCUUCUGGUUGGCGCUGCGCAGAAGAAGAGAGAGAGAAGAAACAAAACACCACCGAUCAAAACUCUCUUAUCUGUAGCACUGAGUAGUGAUAUGCAUCAGGGUGAUCAAAUUGUUCUAAGCUUGAGGCCUGGCGGUGGUCGUGGCGGCGGAAGCAGGCUUUUUCCUCUCUCCACCUCAUCCUCCUCCCCUUUCCCUCCCUCCGCCGAUCUCCCUCUCUCGCGCCCCCAUGAGUCCUUCUCUCUCAAGACUGGAGAUUCACGUUUUGAGGUUCGUGAGCGCGUGCAAUAUACCAGAGAUCAGCUUUUACAGCUUCACAAGGCUGUUGAAGUCCUUGAUGAUAUUCUGAAAAUUAAGCAAGAUAUAGUAGCUGAACUUUUUGGUGAAAAUCAAAGUUGGGGCGGCCGAGCUGAAAGCAAUCUUCCUCAUCAACUACCAAACCGGCAUUCUGAGUUAGACAAUCGUGAUUGGCGAGGUCGUUCUGGACAACUUCCUGCUAGUCAAGAUGAGAAGUCUUGGGAAAACCUCAGAGAUAACAGUAGUCAGAUUAAUCGCCAAUACCAUCUUAAUUCCCAGUUUGCAAGGACACAGAUAUCUUCUACCCAAGGGGGAGGACCUACUCCUACACUUGCUAAGGCUGAGGUUCCUUGGUCAGCCAGAAGGGGAAGUCUAUCUGAAAAGGAUCGUGUCUUAAAGACUGUGAAAGGAAUACUGAAUAAGUUAACUCCUGAGAAAUUUGAUGUCCUGAAGGGUCAGUUAAUUGAUUCUGGCAUUACCUCUGCUGACAUCUUGAAGGAUGUCAUUUCACUUAUUUUUGACAAGGCUGUUCUUGAACCAACAUUUUGCCCAAUGUAUGCUCAGCUGUGUUAUGAUCUGAAUGAAAAACUGCCUCCAUUCCCAUCUGGGGAACCUGAUGGGAAGGAAAUCACCUUUAAGCGAGUAUUAUUGAAUAAUUGCCAGGAGGCAUUUGAAGGUGUAGACCUAAAAAGGAUGGCUGCCCCUGAGCAGGAGACGGACCAUAUGGACAAGGAAAGACUGCUCAAGCUUCGGACGCUUGGAAAUAUCCGUUUAAUUGGUGAGCUAUUGAAGCAGAAGAUGGUCCCUGAAAGGAUUGUCCAUCACAUUGUUCAGGAGCUUUUAGGACCCCAAGACAGCAUGUCUUGUCCCGUCGAGGAAAAUGUUGAAGCCAUAUGUCAGUUUUUCAACACUAUUGGCAAGCAGCUUGAUGAGAGUCCUAAAUCGCGGCGUAUAAAUGAUAUUUACUUUAAUCGAUUGAAAGAAUUGAGCUCAAAUCUUCAACUUAUACCCCGGAUUAGGUUCAUGAUUCGGGAUGUUCUAGAGUUACGCUCCAAUAAAUGGGUGCCUAGACGGGAAGAGAUCAAAGCCAAAACCAUUACUGAAAUUCAUUCAGAGGCAGAAAAGAAUCUUGGUUUGCGACCAGGUGCCACUGCAAGUAUGAGAAAUAACCGUGGCGGUGUUCAAGGAAAUUUCGGCCCUGGGGGCUUCCCUAUUGCCCGACCCGGUACAGGGGGUUUGAUGCCUGGAAUGCCAGGGGCCAGGAAGAUGCCUGGGAUGCCUGGAUUUGAUAAUAACAACUGGGAGAUGCCUAAGACUAGAUCUAUGCCAAGAGGAGACUUCUCAGGUGUUCAAGCUGCUGGAUCCAGCAGCCCUUUACUUUCCAAGACCACAGUCCUUAAUUCAAAAUUGCUACCUCAAGGGAGUAGUGGGACUAUAAGUGGAAGAAAUAGUGCCCUAGUACAUGGAGCUGCUACAGUUUCUGCUCCACCGGCAAACAUCAGUUUGGCCCAUGAGACAACACCUCAGCUCUCUUCACAUGAUAGAACAGUUGCUCCUGUUCCUGUGUCCUCUGAGAAGCCACAAGCACCUGCCGGUGGAUUGAAUACCAAUGAUCUUCGCCGCAGAACUAUCUCUCUUCUAGAAGAAUAUUUCAGUGUUCGAAUUUUGGAAGAGGCAUUACAGUGUGUGGAGGAACUGAAAUCUCCUUCUUAUCACCCUGAGGUUGUUAAGGAAGCCAUUAAUCUUGCACUUGAUAAAAGUCCACCAUGUGUUGAACCUGUAGCCAAUCUCAUGGAGUAUCUAUACAUUAAGAAGAUUCUUACUGCUAUAGAUAUUGAGGCCGGCUUUUUGUUAUUCGGUUCUCUGCUGGAUGAUAUUGGCAUAGAUUUACCUAAAGCACCUAGUAAUUUUGGUGUGAUAAUUGGGAAACUAAUUUUGAUUGGGGGAUUAGAUUUUAAGGUGGUGAGAGAGAUUCUGAAGAAGGUGGAAGAUGACAUGUUCCAGAGAGCAAUAUUUGACAGUGCGGUAGGGACCAUUAAAUCUGCUGCAUCCGGACAAUCAGUGUUGGAUUUACAAACAUCUGAUAUUGAGGCCUGUCAGAGUCUGCUCAAGUGAGUCAAAAUGAUUCUGUAACUGGACGAACCUGUCUUCCUUUGCUACUUAAAUUACCCUACAUCCUCACUUUUUGAGUAAAACAAUUUUGUAUUUAUGUUAUGAAGUGGAUUUGUCAGGCAUUUUUCUUGAGCUGUAAAAUUUUAUUUUUGAUUGAGACUUUUCAUAUGUUUAAUGAGGGAAAAGUCAAACCAUAAAGCUACGGAUAUUAUUUUCCGGUUAGCUAAUCAGGUGCCGAGUUUCUCUGGAAAAGUGUUCCAUUAGGGGUUAAAUUUUAUUUUAUUUUAUUUCA